Messenger RNA from Sphaeroforma arctica JP610, 292 nucleotides. RefSeq lists its product as hypothetical. NCBI's taxonomy places the organism in Eukaryota, Ichthyosporea, Ichthyophonida. The annotation marks the transcript as partial. The record is from RefSeq and is a predicted model, not a curated record. The transcript has a single exon.
AUGAGCAAUCUACUAUCAUGCCCGGGGGCUUACUCUGGUAGCGAUUACUCGGAUAUGUCCGACGCUGCUGGGUUUAGUGGUGCUGUUAGUACGAACGAGGUAGAAAACAAUCUUGUCAAUGAUAUGGAAGAUAUGAAUUUGAGAGACCCCGAUUCUAUGAGGAGGGGCAGAAUAAACAACACAAUAUAUAAGGAAGAUAUACUGACUUCUCCUCUUCUGGGAAAAGAUGUGGAGAGAACUAAAGAAAUAUUGCAGAAAAAGCUACUUACGAACACAUCAUCUAACACACAAG